This is a messenger RNA of Hyalella azteca, 4242 nucleotides long. RefSeq lists its product as uncharacterized. NCBI's taxonomy places the organism in Eukaryota, Metazoa, Arthropoda, Malacostraca, Amphipoda, Hyalellidae. The transcript has 3 exons. The record is from RefSeq and is a predicted model, not a curated record. Bases 164 to 1606 code for a protein of 480 amino acids.
GUUUACUCAAGGCGAUGCUGAGGAAGAGAUGUCGAUGUUCCCACUUCGUAAAAAUUCGCAAGUUCUUUUAUUAGGGUAUCAAAUUUUGGGCAGAUACAUAACAAUGUAAAAUUGGGAAAUUUUCAAUAAAUCCAAUUAGUUUUGUCAAGGUUUGAAAAAAAACAUGGCCGUCUCCUUUGCUUCUCAGGAGCCAACAACAAAUGCCGCGAAUGUCAGGGCGAAUGAUCCGCUCACAGACGAAAUUCGAACAAUUCACCAGAUUUCUGCAUCUGAAAACAAUUCACUUCUAGCUGCCUCUGAAUGCGAUCCAGAUUCUGUUCCUGUUCAUAAUGUAUUAAUUUCAGUUACACGCAAUCCAUCUCACUUACGCACAAUGAAUCAAACUGCGCCUAAUAAUCAUCACUGGACAUGUCCGAGGGCCGCGAAUUCUCAUGAUGACGCCACUGAACCAAGCUCGCAAUUACCGGAGACUAACAAUCAUGAGGAAUCAACAAGAACCAUACAGGAAAACAAGUCUAGAUGGUGGAUGUUCUCGCGAACCGACACCGCAGGAACCCCGCGAUCCCGUACUAGGGAAAUAGGAUACCGCGUUCUCUGUUCCUUCAUCAAUGACUUCAUGCCCUGGAUUAUUGGCUCGUACGUGAUCUUCCAGGCCUUCAAGUAUGGAAUGCUAGAGCUGGGCUUGGCAGCCUUUCUUGUGAUGUUGUCGGUGCAUGGGAUUCUUAAGUGGUGCAACGCUGCAUCAGCCAUCAGAGAUGACAACAUUGACGAUCUCGAGUCGGAGUGUGACACUCGAAGAAAUUCGUCGGAGACCGACACUUCUCGCGACUACCUCUACCUUCAUCAUCAUCACCGGCACCUCAACGACACCGACUUCAGUUCAAACGAUGAGAGUGACGUUACAGACCAUAGUUCCGUCAACGAUAAAGUGAUCAUAGUCAUGGACGAGCCUCCACCCUCGUAUGACGUGGCUUCCAAACCCACAGCCAAAGACCUGGAGUUGGAUCUCCAAGUUCACUUAACUCCAAUUUUGUCACCUGAACAGUGUGGGUUGAACGGCUAUUCGGCAAGUGGCAUCGGUCGUUUGGACACCAGGGGCUCCAGAAGGCCGCAUGUUCUGCCUUGCUCUUCCUGUGUGUCGUCUGAAGUGGACGAUGAUUCUUUACCUAGCUACACGGAGGCCACCAAGAGAAUUAAAAGAAAGAAGAAAAGGAAGAAUAGCGCAAACAAUCGCUCACUCAUGACCGAAAAUAACGAUGAUACAGAAGAACAAACUCUCAUUCAUCCGAUGGAGAAGAAACACGUGGCUUCUAAUGACCGCCAGGUCUCUAUCCCAAUAGUACAUUCUAGUCUGUCGGAUGUUGACAUCACUGAAGUGCCGGUUGCACAUAACGACGGUACUGAUGUAUGCGCUGAUGUGGUGAACGGUGCUCGUGUCGAUAGAGUUCGUGAUGUGCAUACGGGUAUUAGGGAUACGCGUGAGUCACAUACUCACAACUGUACUAGGAGUGAUGCAACGUGCAUUGUGAGACUUGAUGCACGUGAUAUGAUUUCCAUAUUUCCACACGAUGCCAAUCUGACUUUCAAUUCCUUAGAAAUCGUGUAAAGUGCUUUAGUGUACACGCUUUAAUUUUUUUUGCAGCUUCUUAUUCUGCCACAUGUUUCUCCGGUUCUAAACUAACGUUAUUAUUAUCUUUCAGUGAAAACUUACAAAAUAUUCUUAGUGAAUAGUGAUGUUUUAGAUAUAUAAUUAAGCGUCUAUAAGAAUUUGUAAUAAAUUAUUAAUUUAAUGUUGUAUCUUAUAGUCGAGAAUCGCAAGGAGAAUGUGACGGAAUCAAAUUAAUUUUCGACCAAAAAGAAAUGUUCGUGCUACAACAUUGAUAAAAAUGUAAAUAAAUUCAAUUUUUUCUACAGUGAACUUAGCUAUAUGUUAACAACAAUUGUAAACAUUAUCACCAUUAUUAUGCUCACCUUAUUUUUGAACUGCAUUGUCGAAGGCUCACAAACGCUUCAUCCUCAUCGUUCUUUGUGAGCAGUAAAAUGCAUGAAAUUGAUCAAAAAAAUGUAUCGAUCAGCCUCAAACGGUCAGCCUCAAAUUCAGCCCAUAUAUGUAGGAGUUCAGCCUAAAUGAUUGUCUGUAAUUACCACUUUCCAGUCAUUAGCGCCGAAUGAGUGGAAUCUGCUGGCAGUAUCAAGCUAAUAUCUUUUUUUGUCCUCAAUAUUAAUGAUGCUAGAGCCGUGGUCCUUAACAUUAAUGAUGCCAGAGCCGUGGUCCUCAACAUUAAUGAUGCUAGAGCCGUGGUCCUUAACUUUAAUGAUGCUAGAGCCGUGGUCCUCAACAUUAAUGAUGUCAGAGCCGUGGUCCUCAACAUUAAUGAUGCUAGAGCCGUGGUCCUCUACAUUAAUGAUGCUACAGUCGCGGUCCUUAACUUUAAUGAUGCAUAGAGCCGCGGUCCUCAACAUUAAUGAUGUUAGAGCCGUGGUCCUUAACUUUAAUGAUGCUAGAGCCGUGGUCCUCUACAUUAAUGAUGCUAGAGCCGCGGUCCUUAACUUUAAUGAUGCUAGAGCCGCGGUCCUUAACUUUAAUGAUGCUACAGUCGCGGUCCUUAACUUUAAUGAUGCAUAGAGCCGCGGUCCUCAACAUUAAUGAUGUUAGAGCCGUGGUCCUUAACUUUAAUGAUGCUAGAGCCGUGGUCCUCUACAUUAAUGAUGCUAGAGCCGCGGUCCUUAACUUUAAUGAUGCUAGAGCCGUGGUCCUUAACUUUAAUAAUGCUAGAGCCGUGGUCCUUAACUUUAAUGAUGCUAGAGCCGCGGUCCUUAACUUAAUGAUGCUAGAGCCGUGGUCCUUAACUUUAAUGAUGCUAGAGCCGUGGUCCUCAACAUUAAUAAUGCUAGAGCUGUGGUCCUCAACAUUAAUAAUGCUAGAGCCGUGGUCCUUAACAUUAAUGAUGCUAGAGCCUCAAUCCUCAAACUGCCAGCGGCCUUAUCACCAUGCAGCUUUAUCCAAGUAUACGCAAGGCGGUAACGCCUUUACUCGCCACACACUCAAUGUUUCACUAAAAAAUACUUACUUAUUGAGUCUAUCUUCGGCAUAUGUGGCUGUCUAUUGUAUGGGCAGUGUGACUGCGUAUCUUUGUCACCUGUGGCUGUGUAUCUUUGAUGCAUAUGGUUGUAUAUAUGCCUCACGGAGCUUUGUCUCUAUAUCCAAUGUGGCUGCGCAUCUUUGUCACAUGAGACUUUAUGUAUAUUUGCCGCAUUUUAUUGUGUAGCUUUUUCGCAUGUUAAUGAACAUCUUGAACGCAUGUGGCUUGGUAUCUAAGCAAAUAUGUGGCUGUGAAUCUUUAGCGCCUUUGGCCGUGCAUCUUCAUCGUCUGUGGUUGUUUAUCUUAUGCAGUUUUGUAUCUUUGGAACACGUGUCUUGCACAUUUGCAAGUGUCUUGUACAUUUGCAAGUGUCUUGUACAUUUGCAAGUGUCUUGUACAUUUGCAAAACUCGUGUCUUUGGAACACGAGUUUUGCCACAUUUGUUUCAGUAUACUUGUUGCCGCUCUGUAUACAAGCCAUUUUGUUUUGCAAACUACUUCGACGUGCAAGCCAUUUUGUCCUGCAAACCUUUCUUGCUAACUUUUUCUGCCAGCUAUUUUCUUUUGCAAACUAUUUCCCUUUGCAAACUUCAUUGUUGUACAAUAUUUGGUUUUUCAGAUUAUUUUGUCUUACAAACUAUUUUGUUUUGCAGACUAUUUUAUUUUCGCUUUGAAUGCGAUUUACUUGAUAAGAGAACUAUCAUGGGGCUGGUCGCGAUAUCUCAUUUUUUCUAUCUCAUAAUUAUUUAUGCAUGACUGAUUAUAAAGAUGACACACACCCUGUACAAUUAAAUUAGCAGUAGUUAGUAAAUUCGAAUAAAUAUUUCGGUUUACACGAGGUGUGCCGAAUUACAUGUUCCUUCAUCGCUGCUAUCAAGCUGCUUCGCUGCACCUGACAUGUUCAUAAGCGUUUCAUUUUCAUAGGUUUAUUUUUAUAAGCAUUUCUAAUUGCAAGAUCUAACGCCUAGAUGUUAAACUUCGUGCAACCCGAUAGGCAAAGGUAAUCUACGCAAAAAGUUUGGAUUUAAACUUUAUCUGCGUAAAUAGAAUAAUUAAAUAGUAAUUUAUCUUAUGUCAGCGUUGAACUCGAGCAACGAAUAUGUUCAUCUGAGUUGCUUUUGAAUGUAUUUGAAAUAUUUCGAUUAAAACCUAACAAUGUU